AUGGGAGGAGUGUCUCCGGACGGGCCGGGCGGCGUGAGGGCCCCAGACGGAGGGUGGGGGUGGGCGGUGCUAUUCGGCUGCUUCGUCAUCACGGGCUUCUCCUACGCCUUCCCCAAGGCCGUCAGCGUGUUCUUCAAGCAGCUCAUCGCCGAGUUCCACGUGGGCUACAGCGACACGGCCUGGAUCUCCUCCAUCCUGCUCGCCAUGCUCUACGGCACAGGGCCCAUCUGCAGCAUCCUGGUGAACCGGUUCGGCUGUCGGCCGGUGAUGAUGGUGGGCGGAAUCUUCGCCUCCCUGGGGAUGAUCAUGGCAUCCUUCGCCACCAGCAUCUACCACAUCUACCUGACCACCGGCGUCAUCACAGGUCUGGGCUUGGCGCUGAACUUCCAGCCGGCGCUGAUCAUGCUGAACCGCUACUUCAGUGAGCGGCGGCCGCUGGCCAAUGGGCUGGCUGCGGCGGGGUCUCCCGUGGCGCUGUGCUGCUUGUCUCCUAUUGGUCAGCAGCUGGGUCACGUGUACGGGUGGCGGGGGGGGUUCCUCGUCCUGGGGGGGCUGCUGCUCAACUGCUGCGUGUGCGGCGCGCUCAUGCGACCUUUGACCUCUGACCCCAAGCCCAAGCGGCGGCGCGACCAGGAGACUCCGCGGGCCGUGCAGGACCAGAAGGAGGCGCCGGCGACCUCCGACCCCGCCAAGCCCAAAGCAGCCGCCAAGCUGCUGGACUUCAGCGUGUUCCGAGAGCGCGGGUUCCAGAUCUACACGCUGGCGGCGGCCAUCAUGGUGCUGGGGCUGUUCGUGCCGCCCGUGUUCGUGGUGAGCUACGCUAAGCACAUGGGUGCAGAGGACAAUAGGGCGGCGCUGCUGCUGUCCAUUCUCGGCUUCAUCGACAUCUUCGCCCGGCCCACAUGCGGCGUGAUCGCGGGCCUGCGCUGGGUGCGGCCGCGCUGCGUCUACCUCUUCAGCUUCGCCAUGAUCUUCAACGGAACCGCAGACAUCCUGGGUUCCUUCGCCUCCACGUACGACGAGCUGGUGGUGUUCUGCGUGUUCUUCGGCGUCUCCUACGGAAUGGUGGGCGCGCUGCAGUUCGAGGUUCUGAUGACCAUCGUGGGGACGGAACGGUUCUCCAGCGCCAUCGGCCUGGUGCUGCUCGUGGAGGCUCUCGCCGUACUGGUGGGGCCGCCCUCCGCAGGGCGGCUGCUGGACUACACCCAUAACUACCAGUACGUGUUCCUGCUGGCGGGGUCGGAGGUCGUGCUGUCGGCGCUGGUGCUGGCCACGUGUAACUUCCUGUUCAUGAGGAAGAAGGAGCCGGAGGAGCCGGCGGUGCGAGAGCGCGAGCGAGGAGAGCACACACACACACACGCACACACACACACAGAACGGGAGCACGAGCGAGGAGAGCGAGAGCGCCCCCCGGAGGAGAUGCAGCAGAUCGGCCCCAGCAGUAGCUCCUCCUCCUCCGCCACUAACCCCGCCUCUAACUCCGCCUCUAACCCCUCCAGUGGCCACACCUCCCCAGCGCUCAGCCCCGCCCCCGUUGCCGAGGUGACGAGUGCGAAAGUGGAGGUGGAGAAGCAGCAGCAGCCAAUGUCUAGUGCACUGUGCAGCUCCAGCUUGGAGGAGAUGACGAAGGUGCUUUAA
Sardina pilchardus (European sardine) is the source of this 1638-nucleotide messenger RNA. RefSeq names its product monocarboxylate transporter 4-like. The coding region runs from base 1 to 1638 and encodes 545 amino acids. Gene Ontology annotation, molecular function: monocarboxylic acid transmembrane transporter activity. NCBI's taxonomy places the organism in Eukaryota, Metazoa, Chordata, Actinopteri, Clupeiformes, Clupeidae. The record is from RefSeq and is a predicted model, not a curated record. Gene Ontology annotation, cellular component: plasma membrane. Gene Ontology annotation, biological process: transmembrane transport; monocarboxylic acid transport. The transcript has 9 exons.